This is a messenger RNA of Acaulospora colombiana, 469 nucleotides long. The record is from the annotation of a GenBank genome assembly. Lineage: Eukaryota; Fungi; Glomeromycota; Glomeromycetes; Diversisporales; Acaulosporaceae.
UCGCCCAGUGGCGCAGUUACCAGAUUGUUGGAGCCAUGGAUCAAGUUAAACAAAUCGACACUCACCUCAUUGACUCUUUCGGUUCGUGCCAGUUGCGUUUGGGGAAGGGACAGAUUAGUUGACUUUGAACCCAUUAUUCUCACAGAUAAUUCGUUGCCCUGGAGUCGGGCACUGGUCCCUCCUCACCACACUCGAAAUGCUUCCCAGAUUACGGAGUCUCAGCUUCGAUAUUUUGGCCACCUGUCGAUGCUUGCUAUCAUUGUAUGCCUCUGGAACACGCCUCCAUCACUAUACAGAACACUCCAGAUUUCUCUCUUACAUCGAAUAAUCUCCGGGAGACAGUCCUUGUCUUCGGCUAGACUACAGAAGUACCAGAGACAAAGCGGAUCUAACUAUGCAAGAAGUUGGUCGCAUUUUUGUUUCGGUGCCCAAUCUGGACACCUUGGUCAACGCUUACAGGUCGUGGACU